Molecule: messenger RNA, 859 nt
Organism: Suncus etruscus (white-toothed pygmy shrew)
Lineage: Eukaryota; Metazoa; Chordata; Mammalia; Eulipotyphla; Soricidae
Product: ADP-ribosylation factor-like protein 1
Exons: 1
Coding region: 7-552 (181 amino acids)
Biological process (GO): intracellular protein transport; vesicle-mediated transport
Cellular component (GO): Golgi apparatus; cytoplasm
Molecular function (GO): GTP binding; GTPase activity
Source: RefSeq, a predicted model, not a curated record
GGCAUCAUGGGUGGCUUUUUCUCAAGUAUUUUUUCUAGUUUGUUUGGAACCCGGGAAAUGAGAAUUUUAAUUUUGGGAUUAGACGGAGCAGGAAAAACUACAAUUUUAUACAGAUUGCAGGUUGGGGAAGUUGUAACUACAAUUCCAAGCAUUGGAUUUAAUGUUGAGACAGUAACUUACAAGAAACUUAAAUUCCAAGUCUGGGAUUUAGGAGGGCAGACGAGUAUCAAGCCAUACUGGAGAUGUUAUUAUUCUAACACAGAUGCUGUUAUUUAUAUAGUAGACAGUUGUGACCGAGACCAAAUUGGCAUUUCUAACUCAGAGUUGGUAGCCAUGUUGGAGAAGGAAGAGCUAAGAAAAGCAAUUUUAGUGGUGUUUGCAAAUAAGCAGGACAUGGAACAGGCCAUGACUCCCUCAGAGAUGGCAAAUUCACUUGGGUUACCUGCUUUGAAGGACCGAAAAUGGCAGAUAUUCAAAAUUUCUGCUACCAAAGGCAUUGGUCUUGAUGAGGCCAUGGAAUGGUUAGUUGAAACAUUAAAGAGUAGACAAUAAGUUCAGUCACUUCUCUGAAAUGAAGAAUACAUCAACAUGAUCCCUUCGGCUGCAGUCACAUGUGCUUCUCACUACUAAACAUUAAAACUGUAUGAUUGUUGGCCUAUAUUGAACUGAAUGCCAUGUUUUUAAUAAAUAUGAAAAGUAAGUAGUGGAGAGGCAGCUUACCUUGAUUGAACAGACUGAAUGUUCUGUGUAACAUAAAAUAUUCCUUCCUUGCUUUCUUGUAUUAAGGCAUAUAUUUUAUUUGUAUUAAAUUCUUAUUCAAAUACAGCCCUAUUAAAGAAUAUACUUAUUGAGGAUAAAA